GUCGCAUGUUGGAUGGCCUCGAUGACGACUGCGUGCUCCGCGAGGUAGAGGUGUGUUGGAAUGGCUGGACGAGGUUCGCAAGAGGUGUAAGCGUCACAUCAUCGAGUCAAACGCUGUGCAAAGCGAGGAACCACUCCUGGCAAUGGCUACGCCCAAGCUCAAGCGCCUCCUGCAGAUACUGUGGACCUUCCGGCCGCAGGAACGGCUGCGGAACGGCAGCGAUGCCGAUGCUGCAGAACCGCAGAUGUCACUGUGCGGCAUCAUCUUCGUCAAGGAGCGCAUCGUGGCACGUAUCCUUCGCGACUGGCUGCGCGAGCUGGCCGACAAGAUUCCGAGGUAUGCCUACAUUGUGGCUGAGUUCAUCGUGGGUCACGGUGCCAACCUCCAGCUUGGUUCCAAGGAAGCUGGGAUGUCCUUCAAGAAGCAGUGCAGGGUUUCACAAUAG
Messenger RNA from Rhipicephalus sanguineus (brown dog tick), 445 nucleotides. RefSeq names its product endoribonuclease Dicer-like. The transcript has 3 exons. The coding region runs from base 143 to 445 and encodes 100 amino acids. Lineage: Eukaryota; Metazoa; Arthropoda; Arachnida; Ixodida; Ixodidae. The record is from RefSeq and is a predicted model, not a curated record.